Molecule: messenger RNA, 3685 nt
Organism: Nothobranchius furzeri (turquoise killifish)
Lineage: Eukaryota; Metazoa; Chordata; Actinopteri; Cyprinodontiformes; Nothobranchiidae
Gene: ctnnbip1
Product: catenin, beta interacting protein 1
Biological process (GO): negative regulation of Wnt signaling pathway
Cellular component (GO): cytosol; nucleus; beta-catenin destruction complex
Molecular function (GO): beta-catenin binding
Source: RefSeq, a predicted model, not a curated record
GAAGCGGAACAUAUGCGUGUGCCGUGGAGUGUGCGUUGAGCCAGUCCGCCUGAGCUCUGCCUUCUGGAGGGAUGUGACCCCGGAACAGGACGCCCUCUUACAACAACACCCCAUUCAAACAGACCACAGAAAAGAGUAAAGCUGGACCAGGAGGGAGCCACAGGAGCAGGGGGGAUGAACCGCGAGGAGGCGCCGGGGAAGUCUCCUGAAGAGAUUUACAUCCAACAGAAAGUGCGGGUCCUGCUCAUGCUUAAAAAGAUGGGAUCAAAUCUUACGUCGAGUGAAGAGGCUUUUCUCAGAACGUACGCAGGUGUGGUCCACAGUCAGAUGAGCCAGCUACCGCAGCACAAUAUAGACCAGGGUGCAGAGGACGUGGUGAUGGCAUUCUCAAGGUCAGAGACGGAGGAUCGGCGACAGUGACCCCGGCUUCCCCCUCCACACACUCGCACACACACACACAUACUAAUCACUUCUUUAUGUGAACCACAACAACACGCUACGGCACAAACAACACACUGAUGAGCUAAGGAGAGGAGGGCCGUCAGCGAGGGGGAGGAGCAGGAGAGGAAAGAGGCAGUUUGUUUGGUCUCACAGUCCACUCAGCCUUUCACACGUCAUCCUGUCCUCACACACUUCGACACACCUUUACCCGAGAUGCACUCGAGUGGCUCCCCGCAGGCUGAGGCCUUGACAAUAAGGCAGUCUGUGAAAACACUCGUAAAUUGUGUGGAUGAUUUAUUUUAUUUUGUUAGAUUGUUUAGCGGUGGUAGAUUGUUGUUGUUGGAUGGUGUUAAAUCUGCCCGGUAACCGGUCCUGAGCGGUGUCACAAAAGAGAGAUUUAACGUAUUUCUGCUUUUACCUUAACAGGGAUGUGACUGGUUUUUGGGGGUCUUAGCUGUUGUGUUAAAGGCUUUUAUUGUUAUGCAGUAGGAGCUUCUUUUAUCAGAAACAUGAAGUAAUCAUGUUCCUCUGGAGUUUAAAAUGUGGAUGUUUCUGUUCAUAACAAAUCUAGGGAAAUGGGUUCAUUUUCUCUCAAUUUAGUUCUAAUGGUCAGUGAAAAAAAAUGAAAGUAUGGGUUUAACUCGAGAUCAUGUUUAUUCACUGCUGUCCUGUUACUGGAAAGUUAGUAAUAAUCCUAAAAGAUGCUUUUAAAAAAAGGAGUAAGAGCAUAAAAACAUCCUGUUGCGUUCCAUAACAACAGCGGUUUGUAUUCAGGCCAUAAAUGUGUAACAGGAUUGUUUAAAAUUUUGAUUUAAAUUCAGAUUACAGCCUGUUAUUUUCCAUUUAAGGGGAUAGUUCAGACACUGAGACGUGAUUCUGAGUAAAAGUUUACUUUUUUACCCCUUGAAUUCAAAAGUGGUUUACUGCUGUCUUUAAACAGCACCAGUGCCCUAACUUUCAAAGAAGUUCAUGCAAAGAUUGUUACAUAAACCUUUCCUCGGUCUUCAGUGCAUGCCAGAAACCCAUCUCUGAGUCUUGUUCACGAGUGAGGGAAAUGUGGAGCAUGAGAUCGAUGGGCAGAUUGGUGUUGCAUCACAGCGUUCUAGUCUGUCGUGGUGAAGAGAGAGCUGAGCCCUCAACUAUGGUCACGAGCUUUGGGUGGUGACCGAAAGAAUGAGAUUGUGGAUACAAUUGGCUAAAAUUAGUUUUCUCUGCAGGGCAUCUGGGCUCUCUCUUAGAGAUAGGGUGAGAAGCCCAGUCAUGACGGAGGAGAGGGAAGUCUCUGCCUCUCUGCUUAGGUUGCUGACCCCGCGACUCGACUCCGGAUAAGCAGACGGUAAUGGAUGGAUGGUGUUUUUGGCAGAAAACAAAAUCGCUGCUCGUCUGCAUUUAUUGAUGCUCCAAAUAAGCUCUGUGCUUCUAAAUACUGUCGCUUGAUUUCCUACAAAGUUUAGAAGGCUGGCACAGUUUUAGGAUGGCAGCAAUCCACUUUGGUCUUGGCUUCUUUUAUACUAGCUGUUAGCUCAUCAACCUUGAGGAAUUAGAAGCUAUUUCACCAAACUGAGGUCAUUCAGAAAGCAGCGGGUUAAAUGGUGAUUAUUUAGAACGUUUACACCAAGAACACCGAUGCGAUGCACAAGUCUCUGACCUUCACACACAACCACAGCUGUAGCAGGUGUCCUCAGCAUCCAUCCCAUGCUGCUAACUGCUGCUCGUUUUCUUCAAUCAGCCAGAAAAAAGAACAGAAACAAAGCUGAAUCCACUCCGUUUUCUGAUCUGUAAGAUUUUAAUCUCGUCUCUAGUAUUUUAUCGACAGGCGAAUUGAUGCUGAGUACUGACAUCGAACCUGAAGUGAAUCAUUCACGUUGAGUUCACAGUGUGGGGUAACUCGUCUCCUGGGAAAGUCAAUGAUAUUUAUGAAUGAGAACCACGUGAAGGUCGGGGGGCUUUUGUUUGUGUGUGAGUGUGUGUACAAUAUAACGGUGAGGAAAUGCGCAAUACAUAACACUACCAGACAAAAUGUAAUUAAUGAAUCACAGAGACGCAUUUCCAUCCCAGACAAAUAUUUCCCCCUUUUUUUGUGUUAUUGUGACAAGCAAACCCUUAAUAUUUUAAAUUGUACAUAAAGUUAAGUAGGCCGAUAAGAACAAACGCGUGCCAGCUCUGUUUUUUUAAUGUAGGAUGAGCUUACCACAAGGGAUGAGCUGUAAAUGUAAUUUAUUGCUUUCUGAGUUGAAACGCUGUUCAUCAGAAGGUAGAGAAGAUCAGGAGUUGCGACUCCUCAUUCACACUAAACUCACCCUUACAAAUUCUCAGCUACCUGAAAACAUGAAGCCAAACAUCAGAACUGUGUGCUAGUUUUGACUGUGCUGUAUCUCUUGCACUAUUAUCUGCGGGAUGUUUGUAAAACAUACAUUUAAAUAUUUAGCACGGCAACUCCCUGUUUGGUUUUUAAAAACUGGACUUUGUAAACUUUGUUUUUGUUUUUUAUCUUAAAAAUAAUGAUUCAAUGGGAUUUAAAAUAAAUGACUAUUUGUUAAUUGAAACGUUUUUCUAGCGACAGGCGGAAUAUUUAAUUUGUCUUAAGUACAGGUUAUAAAUUAGUGAAACGAGUGCGACGUUUUAACGCCGAGCGUGUCGGCCGAGGAUCUUUGAAGCCGUGCCAGGAUGAUUGUCGUUUGUACAUUCUUCAUAUCUGUGGAAGCUUUUUGGGGGGAUUUUAUUUCUACUUUUAUUUUCUCUAGUAUGAAAAAGUGUUAAGGCAAUAAGUUAUUUUUGAAUGUCUUCAACAAUCACCACAAUGUAAACAGCCAUCAGGUCUGUAGCUCGAUGUUAUGUUUACUUUUAUUAUAAGGCGUUUUUCUGUUUGUCUAUGCAUUGUUGUUUUUAAGUGACUUACUGUACAGGGUUGCUCUACAGCCUUCCACGUGUAAAAUAAUGGGUGAGUGUGGGCAUGCAUGCGCGCGCGCGUGUGUGUGUGUGAUAAUUUUUGAACUUAAAAAGAAAACUCCCUGUUUGAUUUCCACCAUGCUGUUGCAUCGAGGCUUUUAUUGUGUAUCUUCUUACUGUGACUUCAUGUUGCCUACAUGUUUUUUAUUAUUAUUGUUUAUUUUGUUGUCUUGGCUUUGUAUUUUAUUUUUGAUGAGUUGGUUUUGUUUUGUUUUGUGUGGCUGCUGCUGACCAUACAGAUCCAAUGCUUCCAAAUCCAUCUGAACCAUUAAAGAACUUUUAAAGAGUAAAAUUC